GUGAAAGUAAAUUAGCCGAUUGGACUGGCGAAAAGUCAAUCUUUUGCAAAACUACGGAUAAGGGCUCCAAUAAAAUUGCAGGCCUUCAGUAUCUCAUAUUACUGCAUCCAUGGUGAACAUGUUUAGCUGCUGUGGACGUUGUACUGUGCAAUCAUUAUGGGUUUUGUUCACAAAUUUGUCUCGACUACCCGGUGAAGUUAAUUUACUUACAUCGUACACCUUUUUGAGAAGGUUGAAGACUUCUACAAAAAUUUACAAAUUAGAAACUAAUAACAGAUCAUCAGAAACAAGAACAGAUCAGUUCAUUUCAGAUACUGAAAGGACUAAAAGAUUGCACAUACCAGUGAUGAUGAAAGAAGUUAUAAGAACUUUGGCACCACAGCCAGGACAGGUAAUUUUAGAUAUGACUUUUGGUGCAGGAGGCCAUACUGAAGCCAUUCUUCAACGAGCACAGGACAUUUUGAUAUAUGCAUUGGACAGAGAUCCCACAGCGGUCCAGAUUGCUCAUUAUUUAUCAGAAAAAUACCAUGAUCAAAUUCAUCCUCUCUUGGGAAGGUUUAGUGAACUGCACUCCCUUUUGUUAUCAUCUGGAGUACAACUUGGGACCUUGGACGGCGCUCUUAUAGAUGCUGGAUGCUCUUCUCUGCAGCUCGAUAAUCACAUCCGAGGUUUUUCUCUCAGCAAGGAUGGACCUUUGGAUAUGAGAAUGGAUAAAGACAGGUACCCUGACAUGCCCACCGCUGCUGAUGUUGUGAAUGCUUUAGAUCAACAGGCGCUUGCGUCCAUCUUAAGAACGUAUGGGGAGGAGAAGCACGCCAAGAAAAUAGCUUCAGCACUCGUUCAGGCACGCAGCAUCUACCCCAUCACCAGAACACAGCAGCUUGCCAGCAUAGUCUCAGGGGCUUUUCCUGCAGCAGCACUGUAUGCAAGGAAAGACAUGCUUCAGAGACCGGCCCACAUUGCCACUAAAACUUUCCAAGCAAUAAGAAUAUUUGUAAAUGAUGAACUAAAUGAACUUGUUGCUGGACUAAAAACUGCUCAGGAAUUUUUGAGACCUGGAGGCCGCUUGGUAGUGAUAACCUUUCAUUCCUUAGAAGAUCGUAUUGUCAAGCGCUUCCUUCAUGGAAUAAAUAUGACUGAGAAACCUAAUCUUAAUGCUAGGCAGAGGAUAAGGGAAGGUCUUCGGAACGCAGAAGAACUAGAAGAUGAAGAGGAUGUUCAUCAAGGGUCUGUCAUUUCUGGAUGGACACACAUACAGAAGAAAGUGUUGACUCCAGAUCCUUUGGAUGUUCAAGCCAAUCCUCGAGGACGAUCUGCCAAGCUAAGAGCAGCUAUUAAGAUGUGAAGAAAAUAUUUAACUCUAUAGGCUUCCUUAUAGUCAUUUUUUUAUCUGCCCAUAAAAAAUAACACUUUGUAUAUAAAGUAUUCAUUCAUCUUACAAAUCAGUUCAUUGUGUCUUGUACAUGGUUAUUAGCUGAAGUAAGAUUUGAGGCUUCCUGAUGGCAAAAGAUGGUUGUCAGGUUUCUCAUAAGAUAUUAAGACAGUUCUGUUGGUAUUAUUCACUUGCUUCUGUUCCUGUAUCCUUACUGUAUGAAUAUCGAGUAAAGUUUUACAGAUUUUAGUGUAUGUGUAAAUACACACACACACACACACACACACACACACACACACACACACACACACACACACACACACACACACACGCACUCUCUCUCUCUCACAAAAGUGUGUGUGUUCAUGCGUUUGUGUGUGUAUUACCGCUUGGAAAGGAACCCAAGUUGUCCUUUGGUAAUUAAACAUACUUUCUUUUUUAAAAUCAUAAAUAAUAAUAAUUAAUAGCAAUAAUAAAAUAUAUUUAAAGGUUGGUAAUGGAAGGCUUUAAGAGGGCCAAUUUGUUUUAAGUCUAGUAAAAUAUAUAUUUCCGGACUACUAUUCCAUUUAAAUGAAUUAAAUCAAUCAUGGCGUGUGUAUGCACACGAGCACAUAAACCUGCGAUUACUCAUACAUCAGUUAAUAAACAUAAGCGUGACUUUAUGCACACAUAUGUUUUUGUAUCUGUGUAUAUAUAAUGUAUAUGUUUCUGCACAUCUAUUUAG
This is a messenger RNA of Protopterus annectens (West African lungfish), 2096 nucleotides long. It is a transcript of the gene METTL15, whose product is annotated as methyltransferase like 15. Gene Ontology annotation, molecular function: rRNA (cytosine-N4-)-methyltransferase activity. The coding region runs from base 110 to 1345 and encodes 411 amino acids. Gene Ontology annotation, biological process: rRNA base methylation. Lineage: Eukaryota; Metazoa; Chordata; Ceratodontiformes; Protopteridae. The record is from RefSeq and is a predicted model, not a curated record. The transcript is spliced from 6 exons.